Molecule: messenger RNA, 758 nt
Organism: Telopea speciosissima
Lineage: Eukaryota; Viridiplantae; Streptophyta; Magnoliopsida; Proteales; Proteaceae
Product: blue copper protein 1a-like
Exons: 2
Coding region: 165-551 (128 amino acids)
Cellular component (GO): plasma membrane
Molecular function (GO): electron transfer activity
Source: RefSeq, a predicted model, not a curated record
AAUCACAAAAGUGUGACCUACCCACCACAGCUUUGCUCUAACAAGAAUGAACAUAAAUUGCAUAAACAUCAUUCUCCUUCAAUUUCACGGUCAUAUGAUCACUUGCUCAGGCUCCAUAAUCAUCGUUUUAGUCAGAAUCCCCAACGACCUGAUCGUUCUUUGAUAUGACCAUCUCCUACCUAUUCCUAGUCCUUUUUGCAUCAUCAUUAUCUUCCUUGUUCCAUGUUAGAGGAGAAAUUCAUGUAGUUGGAGACAGUAAUGGAUGGACAAACACCUGCAAAUAUACUGAAUGGACCCAAGAAAAGCUCUUUCACAUUGGAGAUACCCUUGUGUUCAACUAUGAAGAAGGCACACACAAUGUAAUGCAAGUAAACAAGACUGGCUAUGAGAACUGUAUAAGAGAGCCGAUUUUUGGGAUGCUUGUAACUGGCAAUGACUCCAUACAUUUAACAGCGCUCGGGACCUUUUGGUACAUCUGCGGAGUUGGAAAACACUGUGAAUAUGGUCAGAAGCUGAGCAUCACAGUGGUUCCUAUAAAUGAAGAGAAAUGAAGAGUUGGUAUGUGGUGACUGAUCUUGUUUGCAAUAAAAUCUUUGCUAAACAGUAUAGAGGAAAGCUGUCUAGAAUAUAAGGGCUUCAGAGCAAUAAUAAAAGUUCCAGUUUUACAAAGCCCAAUCAGUUUGGAAUUGACAUUCAUUAAUGAACCACAUGGCUAAGAGUGUGUAACUUAAGAAAUGGAAUGUUUGGUUGCUGCACCA